CUUGGCCCGCGUAGCCAUGCUGCAGCGCCGCGCAGGCGCCCCGGCGCCGGAAGGCCGCGGCGGCAGCGGCACCACACGGGCGCGGCGCCCGCGCGCGGCGGCGGCCCUGCGCGCAGGUAAACAAUGAAGGUUCUGUUAUUGAAGGAUCCCAAAGACAAAGAUUCAGGACCAGAUCCGUAUAUUAAAGAAUUAGGAUUAUAUGGAUUAGAAGCAACUUUGAUUCCAGUUUUAUCAUUUGAGUUCAUAUCACUUCAAAGCUUAUUUGAAAAGCUAUCUCAUCCAGAAUAUUAUGGAGGCCUAGUUUUUACCAGCCCAAGAGCAUUAGAAGCCGUCAAAAUAUGUUUGAAAGAGAACAGUAAAAACGAAGUCUGGUCCAAAUCUCUUAAACAAAGAUGGAACACCAAACCAGUAUAUGUGGUAGGAAAAGCUACAGCUUCUCUAGUGGAAGAAAUUGGCCUUGUUCCACAAGGAGAAAAGUCUGGAAAUGCUGAAAAGUUAGCUGAAUUUAUUUGCUCAAGAGAGAAACCUAAUUCAUCAUCUCUUCUUUUUCCUUGUGGAGCCCUCAAAAGAGAAGUACUUCCUACAGUACUAAAAGAAAAAGGUAUACCUCUGGAAAGUCUUACCGUUUAUCAAACUACCCAACACGCUGAUCUUCAAGAAUCGCUGAGCAGUUAUUUCUCACAACAGCUGUCUGUAUAUGGUGUAAUUGUGGUGAUACAACAGUUUCCUGCAUAGGCUGCUUGUUUUCUUUUCCUGCUGGCUACCAAGAAAAUCCUUUAGCAAAAGCUGCAGACAUACAUAGAGAAUGAGUCCCUCAAUUAUUUGUUAUGGCAGUUGUAAAAAAAGUCUAAAAUACAUGAUGUCUCUGUUUGAAGAAGACAAAACCUUUCACAUUUUAUUUAGCUUUCAGAAUACAUAUAUGUUUUAGAGUGAUUGGUAAAUCACUGCAUAAAUAAUUACAUAUUCAGUUUAUUCCUUUAAGUUGGACAAAACUGAAGGCUUGAAAAGACUGCUUUUUAGGUGAUACCAUGUUAGAAAAUACAUUUAAUAAGAAUAUUCAUUGAACAGUUUAAAUAAUUAUUACAAUUUACUAAUGUCACUGUAUUAUCACUGGACAUGUUUGCCAUAUCUUAUGAAUCAAAAUUCAGUAAUCAGCCCUACAUAGCUUCAGUUUUCCCUCUCUGAUUAUCCCAUUUAUGAACAUAGUAAUAAUCUCAUUUUAACUGUUAAAACUCCUGGGGACGUGCUGUUGACAGAUGUGUUGAGGUGUAUUUGCUAGAAUUGUUAUUCAUGUUUUUCUUUCUUUAAAACCAUCUGUUAAAUGUCAUUAAGCUGGGAUGAAGUGCACAGUAAAAGAUUUGGAGCUACUGAUAAUUGUGUUUUUUUGUUAAAGCUUACUGAAUUUUCCAUUUGUAGAAGCCUACAUUAUAUCUAGGAUUUAUUCAAAAUACAGCCUUUACUUCUUACAGACACUUGGCCUGCCUAAGCAUAUUACUUCUCUUUUUAAAAUCUGUGCAUUAACUUCUUGUUAAACUAAUUCUAAGUUUUCAAAUAGAUAACAGUAGAUGUAGUUUGAGCAGAGCUUACGUAUCUUCCUGGUCGCACACUCCUAUUCCUUCAAACAGACAGCCAUGAGAAGAAGGCAUGUGCUUUGAGUCUGCAGCAGAAGCCUGGACCUUCACUCCAGAUGGAAUUUUUCAGAAUUUUCUUUCUGGCUACAGAAUGUUUCUGCCUGCUUCAGGCUUAUUCUGAGAAAGCCAUCGCAGUGGGCUGCGGGUGUAAGGCAUCACCUUAUCUUUGCCAGAGCAUCUCAGGGUAGGCAGAACUUAGGGUAAAGCACAGAAGUUGGGAAACACAAGGAGUACGUCCAGAACUGAACUAGAUGGGAAUGGAUUUAGGAAAAUAACUUGUACAGGUUUCUUGCUAAACAGAAAAAUGAGGACAUCUCCAGACCACUUUCAGUACAUUUAUCACCAAAAUGUGCUUGUGCAACAAAGUAUUUGGUUAAAGGCACGCUUGAAUUUCAGCAUUCUGUGGUAGAGUGGGUGUUUGGCAGACCACCUGCACCACAGGAGACCCUUUUUGUUGGCUUAACAGCUGUUUCUCAACAGUCAAAAGCAUUGCAUUUCCAUAUAGAGACAGUUGAAGAGAUGUAUGUGAAAGUGUACUGAUACGUUGCUAGAAUUGAGACAAACCUAGUCCAACCUAU
Dromaius novaehollandiae (emu) is the source of this 2209-nucleotide messenger RNA. It is a transcript of the gene UROS, whose product is annotated as uroporphyrinogen III synthase. The record is from RefSeq and is a predicted model, not a curated record. The transcript has 9 exons. Gene Ontology annotation, biological process: uroporphyrinogen III biosynthetic process. NCBI's taxonomy places the organism in Eukaryota, Metazoa, Chordata, Aves, Casuariiformes, Dromaiidae. Gene Ontology annotation, cellular component: cytosol. The coding region runs from base 124 to 735 and encodes 203 amino acids. Gene Ontology annotation, molecular function: uroporphyrinogen-III synthase activity.